Photinus pyralis (common eastern firefly) is the source of this 1109-nucleotide messenger RNA. Its product is annotated as putative nuclease HARBI1. NCBI's taxonomy places the organism in Eukaryota, Metazoa, Arthropoda, Insecta, Coleoptera, Lampyridae. The transcript has 4 exons. The record is from RefSeq and is a predicted model, not a curated record. The coding region runs from base 18 to 1100 and encodes 360 amino acids.
AAACGUCACUUUUCAAAAUGGAAUUGAUCGAUGUCGAUGAUGUCGAUGUGGUUGAUAUGGUAGACAUAGUAGAAAAUAUUCGAAUACCACGGCAAAUUCACAUUAGGAGAAAUUUAUUUAAUAUUUAUUCUAAUGUUGAAUUUUUUCGACGAUUUCGACUCGAAAAAGGGACUGCUUUAUAUUUAUUGGAGAAAAUAGAACAUAGACUAGAGUACUUCCAUAACAGGAAUAAUUCCAUCAGUCCCAUGAAUCAACUUUUGCUAACGUUAAGAGCUUAUGCCAGUGCAGGGCAUUUUGUUGCUGUUGGAGACUUUGUGCAUGCAGACAAGUCAACAGUAUGUAAAAUUGUUUCAAAAGUUUCAAGGCUCAUAGCAUCAAUUGCAAGGGAAUUUAUAUACAUGCCUCGAAAUGAAGUUGAAAUUGCAAGUGCUCAGAAUAAAUUUUACGACAUUGCUGGUUUCCCUAGAGUCAUUGGGGCAAUAGAUGGAUGUCAUAUAAAAAUUCAAUCACAAGGUGGAGCUGAUGCUGAAAUAUAUCGAAACAGAAAGGGAUAUUUCUCUGUAAAUGUGCAAGCCGUUACAAGUGCUGACCUGUUAUUCCAAGAUAUCGUCGCACGUUGGCCAGGUUCGACGCACGAUACCACCAUUUUUAGAAAUUCACGAUUAAUGCAUAGAUUCAAUAAUGGAGACUUUGGAAAUAGUAUCUUGUUGGGAGAUAGCGGUUAUAUGAAUCUUUCAUAUCUAUUUACACCUUUUCUGAAUGUUCAGAACGAUGGUGAAAGAAACUACAACAGAAGUCACGUUCAAAGUAGAGUCAAGGUAGAAAAUCUAUUUGGUGUUUGGAAAAGAAGAUUUCCUAUAAUAGCGUAUGGAUGUAGAAUGAAGCUAGAAAAUGUACUUUGUGUUAUUGUGGCUACAGCAGUUUUGCACAAUUUGGCUCGUUUGAGGGGAGAACCAGAACCACCUAUUGAAAAUUUAAUUAUGGAACACGAGCUUCAGCAAGCAAUUCGAGAUGGAGAUAUUCCUUUAGCCGCCGAAGAAAAUGAUUUAGGCUAUGAUUAUAGAAGACAUUUAGUAGAUAUAUAUUUUUCUAGAUUGUAAUUUUCGUAU